UUUAUACAUAUUUAUUAAAUGAAGCUAACUCAAGAUUCAAGAAAAAUUUUGAUUUACGUGGGAAUGAUAUGGAAUUAUUUAAUUCCUUAACUGGUGCUUCAUAUAAAUUUAAUGAUGCUUCAAUAAUCUUUGAAAAUAAUAUUAAAGAAAUCAAAAAUCUAAUAAUCAACUUGAAAUAUAUACCCUUUCCAUUUGGAAAAAAUAAUGAUACUAAACCUUAUCCUUCAUUAGAUGGAUUUGAAGAUAUUAAUCAAAUGAAUCUGAUCGCUAGAGCAAUCCUAAUAAAUCCAAUAUUAAUCAAAUUAUGGAAAGAAAUCGGAUACCAUGAUAUUUGUAAAGAUACUACUUCAUUAGUGAUACAAGGUGCAAUACUCAUUCUUUUUCCAAACUCGAAUCAUUCAAUCAAACCUGAUGAAAUAUCAAUUAUUAACCGAUUAAAAGAACUUAGAAAUUUAGGAUUCACAAUAAAUAGUAAUAUUGUAUUAGAAAUCUUUAUUCUCUUUGAAAAUAGAUUAGAAGAAAUUG
Molecule: messenger RNA, 525 nt
Organism: Scutellospora calospora
Lineage: Eukaryota; Fungi; Glomeromycota; Glomeromycetes; Diversisporales; Gigasporaceae
Source: the annotation of a GenBank genome assembly